UGGGCGGCAGAAUGCUGGCAACCUCGCGAGUCGAAAUGCCAAAAACGCCAGGAACAGCCCGGAAAUAAAGUGGAGCCAGACUGGUCAAUCGAGGCGGUGGCAGAAACCAGCGGGCGCCAUCUCCGUCACCCUCGGACUUCGUUCCUGAAUUAGCAUGAGUAGAUGGAGUAUACGGACUAUACUCUUCCUUAUGUCUGUCUGUAUCCAAGAAGAUGGGAUCAGCUUCUCUCUCGCAAGGCCUCACACAGUGCCCUACCUCUCCACCCAACACUGACUUCACUGUCUUCUCUGCAUAAUAUGCAUCCGCGACCUCCAAACCUCAAUCCCCAGCACCAAACCCCGAGAAAUGAAGAAAUGAAAACAUUCCCUGCCGAUCAAAUGACUCAGUGGCAAACCAUAAUCGCCCAAAAAUUCCUUUUCUUUGUGCAUAACUCAACUCACUUACCUAUACUGCGUAAUUUGAAACAAACCUUUCACGCCCAGCAUACCAAUCCCAGCCAGUACUCAUGUACCAUACGCGUUCACAGCCCCCCUAAUGCACUCACUCCGCCACAAUCCAGUCAGACAUGCAAUGCAGACCUGAAGGAGUCGAUAAGUUAGUAGACCAGAAAACUGAUCAAAAUCAAAUAGAAGAAAUCUGGCCCCUUUCCUUGGGAGCUCUUGAAAAUACUGUCGCACUGUUCAUCCCA
Messenger RNA from Aspergillus fijiensis CBS 313.89, 689 nucleotides. RefSeq lists its product as uncharacterized. NCBI's taxonomy places the organism in Eukaryota, Fungi, Ascomycota, Eurotiomycetes, Eurotiales, Aspergillaceae. The transcript has a single exon. Bases 163 to 600 code for a protein of 145 amino acids. The record is from RefSeq and is a predicted model, not a curated record.